AUGUCGACCUGGCCUGAGCAACUCGCCUUUCCAGGAGCCGAGGUACUGCAUCAUUACCUCAGCCCUGAAGGAAAGGACACCUUCACCUUGGAGGACGCUGCUUGGCCCAAUGUCCAAAGUCACUCGACUCUACCACUGCACGUUGUCCAAGUCUGCGCCGUGGCCAUUCACCGUGAUGAGCUCGAAUUGACCGAAGAAGAACGGAAUGGCCCUAUUCCCGUCCGCAAGAUCCCCGGCUACGAGUUUUCUGGCUAUGUCGUCUCCGCUGCUCCGGACUCGCCCCUGUCUCCCGGGACAGAGCGUUUCGGCAACGCUCGUACCUUCACGGUCGCGAGACUGCACAACAUGGCGGCUAAACCGAAAAGCAUGACCUGGGAGCAGAGCGCAACUGUACCCAUCGGCUUUGUUACUGCCUACUCGGCGCUCUUUCGCUGGGGCCUCCUCCGGGAACCUGGGGACGGGGAAUGGGGCUGGCCGAAGUGGGAUGCGGGUUGGAACGUAUGGACGAGCCUGCUGAUCACAGGGGCCGCGACACCCGUCGGUGUGUGGGCCAUCCAGCUGGCGCGGCUUGCGAGAGUGGGCAGGAUCGCCGCGACUUGCGACGCCAAAGACAUGGACCUGAAGACGGAAGAAGGCAGCCUGAGGAAGUGGGACCAGCCCGGGUUCUCGGCCGUUCUCGAUCUCAUGGGCGGCGAGACAUUGACUCGGACCUGGAGGCUUGUCGCCGCAGACGGAAAGAUCAUUAGCUUGGCCGAGAACGCGGACGAGGCGAAGCCAGAUCUCGUGGAACCGCGCAUCAAACACGCCCCUAACAUCGCUAUGAUGAGGAAGUCCGGAUGGAUGCUUAAACUCUGUGCACGGCUUGCAGAUCGCGGGCUGUUGCAGCCUGUCUGCGACCCCGAGGAUGUAUUUGAGAUUGGGUACUACGACAAAGCUCUGGAGAAGCUUCGCAACCAUACGCGCGGCCAAGUUGUGCUGCAGGUAGACCCGGAGCCUCCUCUCCAGCUGAUCAAAGACCUCGAUCUGUACGGCGACAAAAGUCUGCUCCGCCAGGCCGACUUCAACGAUAAAAAUAUCGAACAAGCAUCCUUGGCAGACGAGCCACUCGAGGCGUUUGAGUUUUCAAGGUGGCUCUUGACCGCGGGAUCGAACGAUCCAAGCCUGCCGCAAACUAUGGUCUUGAGAAAGACCAAGUCAAGCGAGACCAAAGACCAGGACUCGCUCAAAAGGCCACUGGGAUACAUGAGCGCCGACAAGACAUGCGCUGAUGCGUAUGGGGGAGGUGAUGAUAACAUCGAGAAGAGACCGGGCCAAAACGCCCACGAGGCCGGCGAGACGAUAGCGCAACAGCAUUGUCGCCCGCCCGACGCCUCGGUCCCGACACGCCGUCCCAGCGAUGGCGUAGCAGCACUGUCGCUGUCGAAGAAGUAUUGA
Molecule: messenger RNA, 1434 nt
Organism: Chaetomium strumarium
Lineage: Eukaryota; Fungi; Ascomycota; Sordariomycetes; Sordariales; Chaetomiaceae
Exons: 5
Coding region: 1-1434 (477 amino acids)
Molecular function (GO): oxidoreductase activity
Source: RefSeq, a predicted model, not a curated record